AUGACAGUCACCGAGUCACUGAAGAGUGCUGUGGGUCUUGCGGACACCUCCGCAUCCCGCCAGGAAAUGUCGGAAGCCCGUCUUCCUAUGCAAUAUCGAGACUCGUGCGCAAACUUGCUGAUCCCGCUCAACCGGUGCCGGCAACAAGAAUACUACCUGCCCUGGAAGUGUGAGGACGAGAGACAUUCCUACGAGAAGUGCCAGUACGAGGAGUUCAAGAAGCGGGUGGCCAAGAUGGAUGAGCUGCGGGCGGCCAAGGACGGCGCCCGAAGCAACUGA
Molecule: messenger RNA, 279 nt
Organism: Penicillium alfredii
Lineage: Eukaryota; Fungi; Ascomycota; Eurotiomycetes; Eurotiales; Aspergillaceae
Product: NADH dehydrogenase [ubiquinone] 1 beta subcomplex subunit 7
Exons: 3
Coding region: 1-279 (92 amino acids)
Cellular component (GO): mitochondrion
Source: RefSeq, a predicted model, not a curated record